UGCGCUACAUAGAUUGGCUGCUGCUGUAUUGUUUCGCAGAUUGUGGGAAGCUCAUGCUGUGGAUGUUAAAGGGCGGCGGGCGGAGAUGAGGAGGAACAUGUAGCUGGGAGGACAGUACUGCCAGCCGAGGGGGAGCUCUAUCGUUCAGCCAGGUGUGUCUCAUCAGCCACCUUCCAGCCUUCUUCCCACCACUGUCGAGGUAGCUAUGGCGACCAGCGCUGUGCCAAGCGACAACUUGCCAACGUAUAAACUGGUGGUGGUGGGAGACGGCGGCGUUGGGAAAAGCGCUUUAACCAUCCAGUUUUUCCAGAAGAUCUUUGUGCCAGACUACGAUCCCACUAUUGAGGACUCGUACCUCAAACACACUGAAAUAGAUGGACAGUGGGCAAUACUGGAUGUGCUGGACACAGCCGGCCAGGAGGAGUUCAGUGCAAUGAGGGAGCAGUACAUGAGGACGGGAGACGGUUUCCUCAUCGUGUUUUCCGUCACGGACAAGGCCAGCUUCGAACAUGUCGACAGGUUCCAUCAACUCAUACUACGGGUCAAAGACAGAGAGGCCUUCCCAAUGGUGCUGGUUGCUAACAAAGUGGACUUGGUUCAUCUGAGGAAGGUAACAACAGACCAGGGCCAAGAGAUGGCUGCCAAACAUAACAUUACUUAUAUUGAAACCAGUGCAAAGGAUCCUCCAAUGAACGUGGACAAAGCCUUCCAUGAGCUGGUUCGGGUUAUAAGACAACAGGUCCCAGAGCGAAACCAGAAGAAGAAAAAGAAGAUGAAGUGGAGAGCAGAACGUUCCACUGGUUCCCACAGGUUCCACUGUGCCAUAUUGUGACCUUCCUUCUCUUCUGCAUCUCUCAUUUUAUACGCAAAUACCCGACACACACAAAAUAAACCCAACACACCUUUGGAUGUCAGGGAACUCCCCAGCAGUGUUCAACUACUGGAGCACAAGACCCCAGGAGGGGGUAGACGUGUCACCGAACUGCUUCCUGGAUCCUGAGAGACGGAGGCUGAACAGAAAGGUUUCCCCUCAUGGUGGACAGACUGCUUUCUCCUCCUCUUCUAACUUUCAAAGGGUUUUAUUUUCCAGCCUCAAUCCUCUAUUUGUAACAGAACGGCUGAUUAAUCAUUUAGCUGAACGCAAGAUUUCAAGCCUAU
This is a messenger RNA of Cyprinodon tularosa, 1158 nucleotides long. RefSeq names its product ras-related protein M-Ras. Gene Ontology annotation, molecular function: GTPase activity; GDP binding; GTP binding. Gene Ontology annotation, biological process: signal transduction. Gene Ontology annotation, cellular component: plasma membrane. NCBI's taxonomy places the organism in Eukaryota, Metazoa, Chordata, Actinopteri, Cyprinodontiformes, Cyprinodontidae. The record is from RefSeq and is a predicted model, not a curated record. The transcript is spliced from 6 exons. Bases 206 to 832 code for a protein of 208 amino acids.